GAACGCCGAAGAAAAAAAAAAACAACUACAACACGCGGAGAAAACAGCUUAAAAUAUUUAAGAAAAAUAUCAAUAAAUUCGUAAUUGUUAGUCAAAAAGUAGAGAAAAUGGCUGAUGUGCUAGAUAUCGACAAUGCCGAAGAGUUUGAAGUGGAUGAGGAUGGCGACCAGGGCAUUGUGCGCUUAAAGGAAAAGGCCAAGCACCGCAAGGGACGCGGUUUCGGCAGCGACAGCAACACACGCGAGGCAAUACACAGUUAUGAGAGGGUGCGGAAUGAGGACGACGACGAACUGGAGCCAGGGCCGCAGCGUUCGGUCGAGGGCUGGAUAUUGUUUGUCACCUCCAUACACGAGGAGGCGCAGGAGGAUGAAAUCCAGGAGAAGUUUUGCGAUUAUGGCGAGAUCAAGAACAUUCACUUGAACCUGGAUCGGCGCACAGGCUUCUCCAAGGGCUACGCACUGGUCGAGUAUGAGACGCACAAGCAGGCGCUUGCCGCCAAGGAGGCGCUCCAUGGCGCCGAUAUAAUGGGCCAAACGAUUCAAGUGGAUUGGUGCUUCGUGAAGGGACCGAAGCGCGUCAAGAAAUCGGAAAAGCGUCGCAGAUAGGAAAUUUGAAUAUAUAUCUAACUCUUAAACUAGCAUAAAACCAACGAAUACAAAUGGAAAA
Molecule: messenger RNA, 666 nt
Organism: Drosophila virilis
Lineage: Eukaryota; Metazoa; Arthropoda; Insecta; Diptera; Drosophilidae
Gene: tsu
Product: 40S ribosomal protein S12 homolog tsunagi
Biological process (GO): RNA splicing
Cellular component (GO): exon-exon junction complex; nucleus; cytoplasm
Molecular function (GO): mRNA binding
Source: RefSeq, a predicted model, not a curated record